Molecule: messenger RNA, 2130 nt
Organism: Vitis riparia (riverbank grape)
Lineage: Eukaryota; Viridiplantae; Streptophyta; Magnoliopsida; Vitales; Vitaceae
Product: ruBisCO large subunit-binding protein subunit beta, chloroplastic
Exons: 15
Coding region: 119-1945 (608 amino acids)
Biological process (GO): protein refolding
Cellular component (GO): cytosolic ribosome; chloroplast stroma
Molecular function (GO): ATP binding; ATP-dependent protein folding chaperone
Source: RefSeq, a predicted model, not a curated record
AACCUAACGCUAGGUCGCUAACUUCAUAGUAGUCGCUUCAGAUAUACCUACGCACCCCCGGCGCCCCUUAUCCAUACCCCUCUUAAACCCUAGCUUCUCUUCCGUUUUUAAGGAGUAAAUGGCAUCGGCUUUCACUACCAUGUCUUCUGUUGGCUCCUUGGCUGCUCCUGGUGGUCGUGGGAUGGAAAAGAAACUUGCAACUUCAUCAGACAGAUUAUCAUCUUUUGCUUCCAUAUCUUCAAGCUCAUUUGGUAGGAGACAAAAUGUUGUUCUACGAAGGACACGAUCUCCCAGGAUCAAUGCUAUGGCAAAGGAUUUGUAUUUCAACAAAGAUGGCUCUGCUAUCAAGAAGCUGCAGACUGGAGUAAAUAAACUUGCUGAUCUAGUGGGAGUUACACUUGGUCCAAAAGGCAGGAAUGUUGUCCUAGAGAGCAAGUAUGGCUCCCCAAAAAUUGUUAAUGAUGGUGUAACUGUGGCCAAAGAGGUUGAGUUGGAGGAUCCUGUUGAGAAUAUUGGUGCUAAAUUAGUGAGACAAGCAGCUGCCAAGACCAACGACUUGGCUGGGGAUGGGACAACAACAUCUGUUGUUCUUGCACAAGGGCUUAUUGCUGAAGGUGUCAAGGUGGUAGCAGCUGGUGCAAACCCUGUUCUAAUCACUCGAGGCAUUGAGAAGACCACAAAAUCUCUAGUGGCUGAGCUUAAGCUGAUGUCAAAAGAGGUUGAAGACAGUGAGCUAGCAGAUGUUGCAGCUGUUAGUGCAGGAAACAACCAUGAAGUGGGAAAUAUGAUUGCCGAAGCAAUGAGUAAAGUGGGUCGAAAGGGUGUGGUGACCCUUGAAGAGGGAAAAAGUGCAGAGAACAGCUUGUAUGUUGUUGAAGGAAUGCAAUUUGACCGUGGUUAUAUCUCACCUUACUUUGUCACCGAUAGUGAGAAAAUGGCAGUUGAAUUUGAGAACUGCAAGUUGCUUCUUGUAGACAAGAAGAUAACAAAUGCAAGAGAUCUCAUUAAUGUUCUGGAAGACGCUAUUAGGGGUGGAUACCCAAUCUUGAUAAUUGCAGAAGAUAUUGAGCAGGAAGCUUUGGCAACACUGGUUGUGAAUAAGCUUAGAGGGUCAUUGAAGAUUGCUGCACUUAAAGCCCCUGGAUUUGGAGAGCGCAAGAGCCAGUACCUGGAUGACAUUGCAAUUCUGACUGGAGGAACUGUAAUUAGAGAUGAGGUGGGGCUCACCCUAGACAAAGCUGAGAAGGAGGUUUUAGGCCAUGCUGCAAAGGUGGUGCUUACCAAGGAUACAACCACCAUUGUUGGAGAUGGGAGCACCCAGGAAGCAGUAAAUAAGCGAGUUGCACAAAUUAGAAACCUCAUUGAGGCAGCAGAGCAAGAAUAUGAGAAGGAAAAACUUAAUGAAAGAAUUGCAAAAUUGUCAGGUGGUGUUGCUGUGAUUCAGGUUGGAGCACAAACUGAGACAGAGCUUAAAGAAAAGAAACUGAGAGUAGAAGACGCUCUCAAUGCAACAAAGGCAGCUGUUGAGGAAGGGAUUGUUGUAGGUGGUGGGUGCACUCUCCUGAGACUUGCCUCAAAGGUGGAUGCCAUCAAGGACACGCUUGAUAAUGAUGAGGAAAAGGUUGGAGCUGAUAUUGUCAAGAGAGCUUUGAGUUACCCUCUGAAGUUAAUUGCCAAAAAUGCUGGUGUUAAUGGAAGUGUGGUCAGUGAGAAGGUGCUCUCCAGUGACAAUCCAAAAUAUGGGUUCAAUGCUGCAACAGGAAAAUAUGAAGAUCUAAUGGCUGCUGGAAUAAUUGACCCUACUAAGGUGGUGAGGUGUUGCCUGGAGCAUGCAUCAUCAGUGGCCAAAACUUUCUUGAUGUCAGAUUGUGUAGUGGUGGAAAUCAAAGAGCCUGAACCAGUGGUUGCAGGAAAUCCCAUGGACAAUUCAGGUUAUGGAUACUAGGUUGACAACCCAGCAGAAUGAUGAUAGGCACUUGGUUUUAAUUUUUCACCUCUUUAUUUUUGGGGUAGAAUUGAAUGGUUUUAUGGUGGUAGAAAAUAUAACUCCAGGUGAGAUUGGGUCGCCGGAGUUCGGCUUGUAUCGACUUGCAAUUCAGUGUAUAAGGUUAUAAAAACCAUUUUUGCAUA